CCGGCGGACCCCACCCCACUACUCUCUUCCCUCGCCGUCGCCCAAAGGGUCUCCCUCCGCGGAGCCGAGCUCAAUGGAAGCAGAAGCGCCGAGAGGCAUGGAGCAGGAGGAGCCGGAGCCGGAGCCGGAGCCGUCGCCUUCAUCGUCGUCGGUCACCUACAAAUUGGUCCCGUGGUUGAGCUGGGACGAGUGGGACUCCGUCCGAGCCUCUCUCUUCUCUCCCUCUCCGGACUCCGUCGCCUCCGCGCUCCGAAGAAUAACAGCGUGGAGAAGCCGAGGAUGUCUUCCUGUGGCAGUCGAAGUCACGGCUUCCAUCAUCGAGAUUCAGCAGAAGGAUCCUUUCUUCAGGAAAGACCUGCCUCAUAAUGCUUUCUCUGAUUCUGAUGAAAUCCUGGCUAUGCUCUAUUGCAUGGCGAUUAUGAGGCUUGUGAACGGUGUUGUCGAAAAGACACGGAAGAAAACAGAGGUGUCAAUUGCAGAGGCUGCUAAUGCAAUUGGUAUUCCGCGUAUGCUGAUUGAUAUUCGUCACGAGGGUUCUCAUCGUGAACUACCUGCGCUUCCCUUAGUUCGUGAUGCCUCACGUCAGGCCCUUAGUUGGCUAAAGUCCUACUACUGGGAACCUCAGAAGAAAGCAAUGCCGUCUAAAAGAUAUGGGAGUCUUCGAGCCAGAAAAGAAGUCAAGUCUAAACUUCGUGAAUUGGCUAUUUACUUGAGAAAUAAGCAGAGUCCACCAUCAACAUCACUGGUUAAGGAAAAAAGCAUAAAACAUUGUGGGCGUAGUAAGGUUUUAUUGCUUGUGGCUGGAAGGCUUCAUACAUUUAAAUCUGGAGGUUCCAAAAAGACGAUGAGCAAGAUCCUGAAAAAUCUGGUGCAGUUAUAUGCUUCCUUCUCCACAGAAGUAAUCUCUGUAUUGUUGGAGUUUCUUCUUAAGGUCGUCAACUCUUCUGACACGUUGGAGCUUCAACAAGAAAUCCAUUAUCCACAUGGUAAUCGGACUUUGCUGGAUGACUGGAUGCUUCUUAUGACAAAAUUAAUAAAUAAGGAACCAAAAAUGCUUCUGGACCUUCUCAAGGCAGUCCUUGAUAUGAUUGAUACGGAAGAAGCAAGCAACAGUGAAACUGGAACGCAACAUUUGAUGCCAUCCCGACAUAGAGUAAAGACCUAUCAAAUUGCACCCCUCUCCUCUUUGUUUGCAUGGCUUGUUGCCAUAUCGAAGGGACUGAAGUCUUUCCGAGAUGUAGAUUCUUCUUCUGAAACUGAAGUUCCUGAUGCACGGAGGAGUACAUCCAGGGAAAUGCUGAUGGGCAUCCUCCGUAAAAGUCUUCGGGUUGGAGCUCUGGGGAACAAACAGCUCAUGGACUCUGCCAUUCAGAUUUCAGAGGUCAUCGGGAACAAUUCUUUGGUGGACAAACUUAACAAACUCUCUUUGGUUUCAGCCACAACUUUGGAUGUCACUUGUAUGACGAGUUCUUCGACAUUUGCUGAGCAAGAAGACUACCUCCGAUUGGCUGCUGAGAAGCUGGUCAGACUUAGUCGAGUGAAGAACAAAGCUUUGAGCCCAACAAACACUGAUGGACACAAUAAAUGCAGAUGGGCCGUUGCCAAAUCAUGGAACCCAUGUCCAAUAGGCACAUUGCCGCUCGACUUCGGGUUCUCCGGUCGUCUUCCUGUCCUUGAUUGUAAAACGGGGGAAGCACCAGAAGCGUUUGAAAGAAACUCAACACAGGAACUGAAUCAGUGUGCUGGGAAGAGAGAAGCAAGCUGCGAUGCCGAUUCUUUGCUUGACUCGAGGAAUAAGAAAAUGAGGGAGGCAGUGGUGGAUUGUGAAUUGGAAGACAUGGUUGUGUCCGGAGGUGCCGGUGGCUGUUUGAUGUUGGGUGGGGUGUGGAAGAAGGUUGGAUUAGAAGAGCUAGAAGCCAUCAAGUCAUCCAUUAGGAUUUUAGUUUGAGCUGUCUUCCUUUGUUGUUAAUGAAGCCUUAAUUUAACAGAAGCUCCAAAACUGGAAAUGCAUUUUACAGUUUAUGUUGUUUUGUUUUCUGA
This is a messenger RNA of Rhodamnia argentea, 2040 nucleotides long. RefSeq lists its product as uncharacterized. The transcript is spliced from 9 exons. Gene Ontology annotation, biological process: maturation of 5.8S rRNA; maturation of LSU-rRNA. Bases 74 to 1948 code for a protein of 624 amino acids. Gene Ontology annotation, molecular function: endonuclease activity. NCBI's taxonomy places the organism in Eukaryota, Viridiplantae, Streptophyta, Magnoliopsida, Myrtales, Myrtaceae. Gene Ontology annotation, cellular component: preribosome, large subunit precursor; Las1 complex. The record is from RefSeq and is a predicted model, not a curated record.